CACCCACGCUACUUGCACACUCCCGCCGGGCUGUCAGUACGCGCUGCUCCAUCCCUGCGUCCUCUGCGCUUCGCGUCCAGCUGCGCGCACAUCUGAGCUCCGAAUCAGGACCGAAGCGGAACCCGCCGGAACGAGUGGAGAGCAGGAGGAGACCGAAUAUGGCCUCUAAAGCAAUGGCGAGUCUGAAACUGUCGCAAGAUCAGAUUCAUAUCCUGGAGGAAAAUUUCAACAAAGUCAGCAAGCAUCCGGACAGCACGACGCUCAUGCUGAUCGCGGCGGAGUGCGGACUGUCAGAGGAGGAAACGCAGAAAUGGUUCACGCUACGUAACGCACAGUGGAGGCAGUCUGAGGGUCUUCCGGCUGAACAGGGAUCCGUGUUGGACUGAGAUUUUCCGACCACCUUUUUGGGAUGCAGGGAGCUCCUUCCUCCUGGACAAGCUGACUUCCCCUCCUCUUCCUCACACACUUCCCCCUCUGUUUCUUUUUUGUAUCUUUGAAGCUGUUUUAUCUUACAGAAUGUGAAGGUGUUUGUGUGUUGCUGCCAAUAUAUCUGCCAUGUUUACAGAAAUAAACAGAUUGUUAUUGUAAGUUAAACAAUGCCUUGGAGCGUGUUUUGCUGCUACUGUACAUGCUGGAUUCAAAUUCACUGAGGGAGCCGGGUUAUACAAUGGUGGGCUGUGGUUUGAAAGGGAUGGAGGGCAUUGUUUGGUGAGUUUACAUGCAAGUCUGUCAGCAGGGACCGGAGCUGGACGCAGAGCUGUUUACCCGACUAUAAAAGAUGUAGGAAGCGCUGGGUUUACAAUAGAUGCUGCUGCUAUCCAGGAACUUCUGUGGACGAACAUGGAACAUUUCCAAUAUAGAGAGAGGGGCGCUAAGAGGAGAGGAGGGAGCAGGACAUGACCGAACCCAGUGGCAUUGUGGGCUGAACAAAUGGCAGGUGAUGUAAUUUCAUUGUCCCUUUUUUUCCUGCAUAACUGAGUGCAGUAAAAGAAGCUGUGAACUUGCCAGAAAGUUGGAGCUUUAAUCCUCAAAAUGGGCCCACUUUAAAGGAUGAAGCUGCCAGUGGUAUGUAUUUCACUUACUCUAAACACGUCCCAUUAAAAACAACCAAAAUCAGUAUGGUUUGGAAUACGGAGAUCCAUUACUGCCAAAAAACGCAUCAAUGAGUCAUGCUCCUGUACUACAGGUUUCUCUAUUACUUUGAGCAGUUUAGCUUACCUGAAUACCUACAAGAAUACCAAAUGUGUAUUAAUCCACCCCUGAAAAUAGUCCAGUACUAUAUUCUUCCAGAUUUUUGAGCGCUUGUGGGGCUCAGAGCAGUUCAGUCAUUUUAAUGGGAUUUGUUAACAGUGAGAAAAAUAAAGAGCAGCACCACAUAUUACCACAUGUAGCAGUACAUAUUUGUUUACAUCUUGAAAAAUGGAAGUGUAUAUGCAAAUGGUAAAAAGCGGUUUUUCCAUUUGUCCUGUCAGAGUAUCUAUAUCUCAUGAGGCCCUGCUUCUUUUUUUUUUUUGGCUGAAAAUUAUCAUUUAAAAUAAAGUUGUAAACAAAUAUAAAACAUAGAUACCAUUGCUGUUGUCUCUAUUUCUUUUUAAUUUUUAUUUAUUGUUGUCUUUGGUCUUUAUUGUUGGCGAAAUCAAGUGUUGCUUUUUAGAAAGGCUCAGCUUCAGCCUACAGCUUUUUGGUCAAGAGUUUGUAUUCUUUCAAUUAAAUUCUUUGCUGUCACUUGAC
Messenger RNA from Archocentrus centrarchus (flier cichlid), 1731 nucleotides. RefSeq names its product HOP homeobox (gene hopx). Lineage: Eukaryota; Metazoa; Chordata; Actinopteri; Cichliformes; Cichlidae. The transcript has 2 exons. Bases 159 to 386 code for a protein of 75 amino acids. Gene Ontology annotation, cellular component: nucleus. The record is from RefSeq and is a predicted model, not a curated record. Gene Ontology annotation, molecular function: DNA binding. Gene Ontology annotation, biological process: regulation of transcription by RNA polymerase II; cell differentiation.